AGCUCGGCCAAAGGGCAUGGGAGCCAAGCCAGCAACAUCGCCCCCAUAAAAUUUCUUGAGCAACACGCGACUUUAAGUUUGAACAUUGAGUGACAGUGCUUUGAUUUUCAGGAGCAGCAGAUUUCCACCACAUUCACAACCAUGUUCCGACAAACCUUCUCGGCCACCUCCAGAGCUCUCCGCUCCACUGCCAGACUCGGCACCCAGAGGCAAACCAUUACGAUUGCCCAAUCCUAUUACAACCAGACACCACUCGCCGUUGCGAGGACACGAUGGUACAGCUCCGAAACAGAGGCCGCAAAAAAGGAGGGAGAGGAGGAAAAGGCGAACGGUGAGGCCGAGGGCCCCGAAGCCGCUCUAAAAAAGCAAUUAGAGGCCAAGGAUGCCGAGGUCCGCGACCUCAAGGACCGCUACCUUCGCUCCGUGGCCGACUUCCGCAACCUGCAGGACAGGACACAGCGUGACAUGAAGGCCGCGCGGGACUUUGCCAUCCAGAAGUUCGCCAAGGACCUUGUUGAGUCGGUCGAUAACUUCGACCGGGCGCUGAGCAUGGUGCCCCAGGAGAAGCUGAAGCCCGAGGCCAAGACGGAGCACACCCAGGAUCUAGUCAACCUAUACGACGGCCUCAAGAUGACCGAGAACAUCCUGCUAUCGACGCUCAAGAAGCACGGCCUCGAGCGCUUCGACCCCGACGGCGAGGUGUUCAACCCCAACGAGCACGAGGCCACCUUCAUGACCCCCAUGCAGCACAUGGACCACAACACCGUCUUCCACACUCAGGAGAAGGGCUUCAAGCUCAACGGCCGCAUCCUCCGCCCCGCCAAGGUUGGCGUCGUCAAGAACAAAUAAGCGACGUCCCCUACCUACACCAAACUUACUCUCCGGGAGGCUGUUUCUCCCCUGUACUACUACCGCUGUUGGAUUUAUUCGCACGUGCCACAUAUAUCAUGGGACCAGGGCGGCCGGGCGUUUUUGUUUUAUGGUCU
Chaetomium fimeti is the source of this 986-nucleotide messenger RNA. RefSeq names its product GrpE-domain-containing protein. Gene Ontology annotation, molecular function: protein homodimerization activity; protein-folding chaperone binding; adenyl-nucleotide exchange factor activity. Lineage: Eukaryota; Fungi; Ascomycota; Sordariomycetes; Sordariales; Chaetomiaceae. Gene Ontology annotation, biological process: protein folding; protein import into mitochondrial matrix. Gene Ontology annotation, cellular component: PAM complex, Tim23 associated import motor. The transcript has 2 exons. The coding region runs from base 142 to 849 and encodes 235 amino acids. The record is from RefSeq and is a predicted model, not a curated record.